UUGUGGAGUUCCGCCGUCUUUAAAGCGCUGUACAAUCAUCUUUGAGUUUUACCAUUUGCCGUUGACCUAAGCCGCUGUGAGCUCAAAAUGGCAGAGUUCCUGGGCAUGGACGUUCGCCUCUACCUCAACAAUGGUCUCCUUGUGGAUGGUCGGGUGGCGAACAUUGACCAGCGGACGCAGCUGCUCACUCUCUUAGAUGCGAGUACGGUUAUCAAUGGGGUUCAACAGAGAUUUCCAUCCUAUCCAGUUCCAGGACAGGACAUCAAAGAUCUGCAGAUAUUACCCCUUUCGGCGCCGCCUCCUCCGGAGCCUCCUCUUCCAACACCACCUCAACCACACCAUCAUUAUUCUCCCACUCCCAACGCCGUACAUCCUUAUCCGCCACAAAUCCAGCAUUCUCUCUCAAAUCAAAGCUCCACCAUAGAGCCGCCUCGUGCAGGACAGCUCCCUCAACCGCCUCAAAGUCUCCUCCAUCCACAACACCCUUCAUAUCAACAUGUGCAGCAAGUAGAACUGCCAAAAAGACCCGAAGUCCAGCCACCCGCUACCAGGGCCUUUCCUUCCAAUUUUAUUGAUCCAGCCAUUGUCUCGUUGUCACAAGCCGCUCCUUCGCAACAAAAUCUUACGAGAAAAGCUUCUCAUGGAGUCUUAGAUACGCCGCCUACGGUGCAUAGAAGUCCCUCCCUACAGACACCACCUAGGAUUGAUAAGACUCCGUCUCAGGGUUCCUUGGAUAGACGUUCUCAAGGGCAUGCGAUAAACACCCACAAGCAAGCCCCAUUCUCACCUCCAGCAGCAGCCAUAACAGUCACCGAGAGCGAAUUUGAUGACGAGGAAGUGGAUUUCUCGGAUUUUACUGGGCUCAAUAUACAAGAUUCCCCUGCUGCUAGGGUCAAUGGACGUGCUAAGGGCACUGCGGCUCGCAAAGAUGGGAACCGCGUGCGGACUUCCGGAAAGCAACAGGGGCGUCUCCGCCAUGAGAGUCAGUCUCCAGGCACUCGCAGUCGCAAAGGUCGACGAGGGGAGACCUUUGCAGGAGAUGUGUCAAAUUUCUCGGACGACUUUGACUUCCAAGCCGGAUUGUCGCAAUUUGACAAACAUCGGGUAUUUGCAGAGAUCCGACAAGCGGAUUCCACUGCACCAGAAACGCUCCUGGUGAAUUUGAAUCGCACGCGUAAUCAGGUGCCCGGCAUGCAAAAAUUGGGAAUUCGUGACAUGGUACUAGAUUCCCUGGUGCCAAGCGGCGACGAAACUGGAAAUGAUGCGGAAGUUGAGAGUGAUAAUGACAGUGAUGGAUUGAUGAUACAGGGGGGUCUAACCGCUGAGAUGGGCAUUCUGAGAGAUGCCGCGCUGGUGGGAAGGAGAAGACUGUGCAAAACCAUCAGCGGAGUCAUCGUGCCAAGCGUAACGCCAGCGGAGAUGAUUGAAAUUGAGCGAAUCGCUGCGUCUGAAACUGGACCUAGCGAUGAACAGAUGAUCGAGAACGGCGGCCGCGGGGCGGCAAUGAUGGUGUUGCAGGCUUUGGGGGGUAACCGACGGAUCAAACCUGGCAAUCACAAUGAUGGUCCGGUCGUGGUUGUUCUCGUGGGGAAUAACAAACUCGGUGCCUUUGGACUGUGUGCUGCACGACAUCUCGCCAAUCACGAGUGCAAUGUCAUCGUUUCCGCAGUCGGCAGUGAUGCCGAACUUGUCAACGCCGUUGCUACCCAGCAGAAAAUUUAUUUGCCAACAGGGGGGAAGCUCACAAGAGGUGUUGUUGAUCUACCCCACCCGUCAUCACAGCCAGUCGACUUGAUCAUUGAUGCCUUGUUUGGGAGCUAUCAGACACUGCUGGAUUUGAGCGAGCACGAUAAGAGUCUUGUGUGCGAUUUGAUGAAGUGGGCGAACGACAAUAAGGCAAAUGUGCUCAGUCUGGAUGUGGCGAGUGGCGUGAAUGGUCUGACUGGCUUGCCAAUGUCGCCAGCACAUUAUGUAAGACCGAAGUGGACAUUAGCUCUUGGACUUCCUAAAUCAGGCCAUCUCCGUGCGUCGCGCGAGAUAACAGGCGAAUUAUUCUUGGCAGAUCUUGGAAUUCCACGGGUGGUGUUUCAAAAGGUGAACAAGAGCGUUGCAGCUGGUCGCGUCAAGUACAUCCCUCCAUUUGGGGAUAAAUUUCUGGUUGGACUCGAGGUUGUCGAUGGACCAACCAAUGCGGUAUAAUGCUGUGGUAGAGGGAAUUGUAACUCACAUAAUUUUGGCACCAAUGACUUGGCUGUAAUAACCUAACAGAGAAAUCCCUCCAUCGUUAC
Messenger RNA from Spizellomyces punctatus DAOM BR117, 2288 nucleotides. RefSeq lists its product as uncharacterized. Lineage: Eukaryota; Fungi; Chytridiomycota; Chytridiomycetes; Spizellomycetales; Spizellomycetaceae. Gene Ontology annotation, molecular function: mRNA binding. The coding region runs from base 88 to 2199 and encodes 703 amino acids. Gene Ontology annotation, biological process: deadenylation-independent decapping of nuclear-transcribed mRNA; P-body assembly. Gene Ontology annotation, cellular component: P-body. The transcript is spliced from 7 exons. The record is from RefSeq and is a predicted model, not a curated record.